GCGUGCGUGCGUGUUUGCGUGUGGUCACAGUUCCCGCCAUCAGCCGCUCUCCCUGACUUGGGGGAGCGAGCGGCCCCUCUCUUUCGUGCCCGGUGUCCCUUCCUUCCUAACCCCCGGCUCCUCCCCCUCCGUGCGGACUCCGUGCUUCCGGCAGGCCUGUCCGAGGCCCCGGACUCGCAGGCACAGCUGAGUUGAUGGCUCCCGGAGAACUGGCAUAGCUGCAGAAUAUGAGUAGUUCCCCAAGAAGAGCGCAUUGCCUUUGGCACAAGGAUCAGAAUAAAGUUAUUCUUAGCUGUUUGAUGUACAGCACCUAGAGGCCUCGAACUAGGAUUCCCCAGGCUGUAUUCUACCUACAGAAUCUGUCAGGUGAAGGUAUAUUUUUUUCUUUUUAAUUUGGCUAGAAGCAAUUUAUUUUUAAAGAAAGUAUGUCUCCUCUGAAGAUACAUGGUCCUAUCAGAAUUCGAAGUAUGCAGACUGGGAUUACAAAAUGGAAAGAAGGAUCCUUUGAAGUUGUGGAAAAAGAGAAUAAAGUCAGCCUAGUAGUUCACUACAAUACUGGAGGAAUUCCAAGGAUAUUUCAGCUAAGUCAUAACAUUAAAAAUGUGGUGCUUCGACCCAGUGGAGCAAAACAAAGCCGCCUAAUGUUAACUCUACAAGAUAACAGCUUCUUGUCUAUUGAUAAAGUACCAAGUAAGGAUGCAGAGGAAAUGAGGUUGUUUCUAGAUGCAGUUCAUCAAAACAGACUUAAUGCAGCCAUGAAACCUUCUCAGGGUUCUGGUAGUUUUGGAGCUAUUCUGGGCAGCAGGACCUCACAGAAGGAAACCAACAGGCAGCUCUCUUACUCAGACAAUCAGGUCUCUUCAAAAAGAGGAAGUUUGGAAACUAAAGAUGAUAUUCCAUUUCGAAAAGUUCUUGGUAAUCCAGGUAGAGGAUCGAUUAAGGCCACAGCAGGAAGUGGAGUAACUGCUACCCGGACAGUUCCCUCUUUGACAUCUACAUCCACACCUCUUAGAUCAGGGUUAUUAGAAAAUAGGACUGAAAAGAGGAAAAGAAUGCUAUCAUCUGGCUCAGAGCUGAAUGAAGAUUACCCUAAAGAAAACGAUUCAUCGUCGAACAACAAGGCUAUGACAGAUCCUUCAAGAAAGUAUUUAACCAGCAGUAGAGAGAAGCAGCUGAGUUUGAAACAGUCAGAAGAGAAUAGGACAUCAGGGCUUUUACCUUUGCAGUCAUCAUCUUUUUAUGGUAGCAGAGCUGCAUCCAAGGACUACUCUCCUGGCAGCACUAACCUAGACAGGACUAAUAUUUCAAGCCAAACUCCCUCUGCCAAAAGAAGUUUGGGAUUUCUUCCUCAGCCAGCUCCUCUUUCUGUUAAAAAACUGAGGUGUAACCAGGAUUACACCGGCUGGAACAAACCAAGAGUGCCCCUUUCCUCUCACCAACAGCAGCAACUACAGGGCUUCUCCAAUUUGGGAAAUACCUGCUAUAUGAAUGCUAUUUUACAGUCUCUGUUUUCACUCCAAUCCUUUGCAAAUGACUUGCUCAAGCAAGGUAUCCCAUGGAAGAAAAUUCCACUCAAUGCACUUAUCAGGCGCUUUGCACACUUGCUUGUUAAAAAAGAUAUCUGUAAUUCAGAGACGAAAAAAGAUUUACUCAAGAAGGUUAAAAAUGCCAUUUCAGCUACAGCAGAGAGAUUCUCUGGUUAUAUGCAGAAUGACGCUCAUGAAUUUUUAAGUCAGUGCUUAGACCAGCUGAAAGAGGAUAUGGAAAAAUUAAAUAAAACUUGGAAGACUGAACCUGUUCCUGGAGAAGAAAAUUCACCAGAUAUUUCAGCUACUAGAGUAUACACUUGCCCUGUUAUUACUAAUUUGGAGUUUGAAGUUCAGCACUCCAUCAUCUGUAAAGCAUGUGGAGAGAUUAUUCCCAAAAGAGAACAGUUUAAUGACCUCUCCAUUGACCUUCCUCGAAGGAAAAAGCCACUCCCUCCUCGUUCAAUUCAAGAUUCCCUUGAUCUUUUCUUUAGGGCAGAAGAACUUGAGUAUUCCUGUGAGAAGUGUGGUGGGAAAUGUGCUGUUGUCAGACACAAAUUUAACAGGCUACCCAGGAUCCUCAUUCUUCAUUUGAAACGAUAUAGCUUCAAUGUUGCUCUCUCACUUAACAACAAGAUUGGGCAGCAAGUCAUCAUUCCAAGAUACCUGACCCUAUCAUCUCAUUGCACUGAAAAUACAAAACCACCCUUCAACCUUGGUUGGAGUGCACAAAUGGCAAUUUCUAGACCAUUGAAAGCCUCUCAAAUGGUGAAUUCCUGCAUCACCAGCCCUUCUACACCUUCAAAGAAUUUCACCUUCAAAUCCAAGAACUCCUUGACUUUAUGCCUUGAUUCAGACAGUGAAGAUGAGCUUAAACGCUCUGUGGCCCUUAGCCAGAGACUUUGUGAAAUGUCAGGCAGUGAACGGCAGCGGGAAGACCUGGAAAAGGAUUCAAAAUCUUGCAGACUAGAACCUGAUAAGUCUGAAUUGGAAAACUCAGGAUUUGACGGAAUGAGUGAAGAAGAGCUUCUCGCAGCUGUUUUAGAGAUAAGUAAAAGAGAAGCUUCACCAUCUCUCAGUCAUGAAGAUGAUGAUAAACCAACCAGCAGCCCUGAUACCGGAUUUGCAGAAGAUGAUAUUCAAGAAAUGCCUGAAAAUCCAGACCCUGUGGAAACUGAGAAGCCAAAAACAGUCACAGAGCCCGAUCCUGCCAGUUUUACCGAGAUAACUAAAGACUGUGAUGAGAAUAAAGAAAACAAAACUCCAGAAGGAUCUCAAGGAGAGGUUGAUUGGCUCCAGCAGUAUGAUAUGGAGCGUGAGAGGGAGGAACAAGAGCUUCAGCAGGCAUUGGCUCAGAGCCUUCAAGAGCAAGAGGCUUGGGAACAGAAAGAAGAUGAUGACCUCAAAAGAGCUACAGAGUUAAGUCUUCAAGAGUUUAACAACUCUUUUCUGGAUUCAUUGGGCUCUGAUGAGGACUCUGGAAAUGAGGAUGUUUUAGAUAUGGAGUAUACAGAAGCUGAAGCUGAGGAACUGAAAAGAAAUGCGGAGACAGGAAAUCUUCCUCAUUCCUAUCGGCUCAUCAGCGUUGUCAGUCACAUUGGUAGCACUUCUUCUUCAGGUCAUUACAUUAGUGAUGUGUACGACAUUAAGAAGCAGGCUUGGUUUACUUAUAAUGACCUAGAGGUAUCUAAAAUCCAAGAGGCUUCUGUGCAGAGUGAUCGAGAUCGAAGUGGUUACAUCUUCUUUUAUAUGCACAAGGAGAUCUUUGAUGAGCUGCUGGAAACAGAAAAGACCUCUCAGGCACUUAGCAUGGAAGUGGGAAAGACCACUCGUCAGGCUUCAUGAGGAACAAACUCCUGGGUUGGCAGUGUGCACUGCAUAUUCUCUCUUACUGCCACCCCCUUCUCUUUCCUCUGCCCGAGGAGAAUUUAGA
Physeter macrocephalus (sperm whale) is the source of this 3459-nucleotide messenger RNA. It is a transcript of the gene USP37, whose product is annotated as ubiquitin specific peptidase 37. Gene Ontology annotation, molecular function: cysteine-type deubiquitinase activity. The transcript is spliced from 26 exons. NCBI's taxonomy places the organism in Eukaryota, Metazoa, Chordata, Mammalia, Artiodactyla, Physeteridae. Bases 426 to 3371 code for a protein of 981 amino acids. Gene Ontology annotation, cellular component: cytoplasm. Gene Ontology annotation, biological process: protein deubiquitination. The record is from RefSeq and is a predicted model, not a curated record.